Messenger RNA from Peromyscus maniculatus bairdii (prairie deer mouse), 1852 nucleotides. The record is from RefSeq and is a predicted model, not a curated record. NCBI's taxonomy places the organism in Eukaryota, Metazoa, Chordata, Mammalia, Rodentia, Cricetidae.
GGUCCGCGAUCUUCUCCAGUCCUUUGAUUUUUGUUCUGGUCUGGGAGCUCUCGGCCGCCUGUGGAAGCGGAACAACUGCCUUUGGGUUUGGGAAGUCUUGAGAGCCAAGAAAACAGUGCAGAAGCGGGUGUCCAGUUUUCACCGAAAAGGAGCGGUCCUGCCGUCUGUCGAGGGGCAAGGGGAAAGUUUCCAAAUUGAAAUAUGGGUAGAAUUUUGACACGUUUUUAGGAUGAUGGCGGAGCGACAUUAAGUGUAAAGGCUGGAGGUCCUGGAAAUAGGGACUCCAGACAGUCAUCCAGAGAGAUUUCUUCCCCGAUGUGGAGAAACUACAGGCACAGAAGGAAUACCUGGAGGCUGAGGAAAAUGGAGAUUUGGAGCGCAUGCGCCAGAUUGCCAUCAAAUUUGGCUCUGCCCUGGGCAAGAUAUCUCGGGAACCUCCACCACCCUAUGUUACUCCAGCCACCUUUGAAACUCCUGAGGUUCAUCCAGGCUCUGGUGUGGUGGGCAGCAAGCCCCGGCCCCAGGGCCGGGACCUAGAGGAUGCAGGAGAGGCUGGAGAGGAGGAGGAGAAGGAGCCGCUGCCCAGCCUGGAUGUCUUCUUGAGCCGCUAUACAAGUGAGGACAAUGCCUCCUUCCAGGAGAUCAUGGAGGUGGCCAAGGAAAAAAGCCACGCCCGCCAUGCGUGGCUCUACCAAGCUGAGGAGGAAUUUGAGAAGCGACAGAAAGAUAAUCUUGAACUCCCAUCGGCAGAGCACCAGGCCAUUGAGAGUGGUCAGGCUGGAGUGGAGACCUGGAAGUACAAGGCGAAGAACUCGCUCAUGUACUAUCCUGAGGGCGUCCCUGAGGAAGAACAGCUAUUUAAGAAACCUCGGCAGGUCGUACACAAGAACACGCGUUUCCUCCGGGACCCCUUCAGUCAGGCCCUGAGCAGGUCCCAGCUUCAGCAAGCAGCCGCCCUGAAUGCUCAGCACAAGCAGGGCAAGGUCGGCCCCGAUGGCAAGGAGCUCAUUCCGCAGGAGUCCCCCCGAGUGGGCGGCUUCGGGUUUGUUGCUACUCCUUCUCCUGCUCCUGGUGUGAAUGAGUCACCGUUGAUGACGUGGGGAGAAGUUGAGAACACUCCCCUGAGAGUCGAAGGGUCAGAGAGCCCCUAUGUGGACAGGACGCCAGGACCGACUUUCAAGAUCUUGGAGCCAGGACGCAGGGAGCGCCUGGGUCUGAAGAUGGCCAAUGAAGCGGCUGCCAAAAACCGGGCCAAGAAGCAGGAAGCAUUGCGGAGAGUCACCGAGAACUUGGCCAGCCUUACUCCCAAAGGCCUGAGCCCAGCCAUGUCCCCAGCCCUACAGCGCCUCGUCAGCAGGACAGCCAGCAAGUAUACAGAUCGCGCCUUGCGGGCCAGCUACACACCAUCCCCAGCACGCUCUGCCCACCUCAAGACCCCGGCUGGUGGGCCACAGACCCCAACGAGCACACCAGCCCCUGGGUCUGCCACACGCACACCCCUCACACAGGACCCAGCCUCCAUCACCGACAACCUGCUGCAGCUCCCUGCCCGGCGCAAAGCUGCAGACUUCUUCUAGAGCCAGGCCUGGCCGGACCUGUGGAUGCUCUGUAGGACACUUUGUGGAGCGUGUGGAGCAGCUGUCUACUCUGCAGAGGACUUCAGGCCUUGGGGACCCAGACCACAGGCAGUUGAUUAUCCCAGGAACCACAAGUGUGUAGUGCCGUGCCGUGGCACGUUCCGCUGACCACUCCCUUGGGAGUGUAGCAUUGGUGCUGUCCCCCAAGGCCCUGCUGAAACUGCCUUCUAGUUAACCCCCAACUGAACGCUCAUUAAAGAACACCUGGCAUUGUC